UUUUUCGACAGCUGGCUACCGUUUUCACAGCUUCGCGGGAUAUUCUCGGGAAUCAAAAGUUUAGAGCUCUUGUCAGUCAAAGUUACUCUGUGUUAUAUAUUUGAUGGGCUUAGUGUUGUUAAUGAAUAACACUUCGUCCACUGAAUUUCUUUCAACAGGUAGGUAACCUGUUACCUUUGUGGUGGUGGGUGGCUGUGACCAAAACAGUUGUUAGCCUGCUAACUACCGCUUGAUUGGGAAGGGUUCGCUCUGCUGGGGCCCAGCCAAAACGGGUGAAAGACAUGAGGAAACGAACCCAAAGAUGGUGUAAAACACCUUCAUCGGUAACUGUGCGCAUGAACCCCUCCACGGCACACUCUCUUAAAGUGAGGAGAGGCCUUCGGAUGAAACGGACAAAUGCCCAAGAAGUGCAAGGCCCACCAGAGAAGACCCACAACGGCCAGGGUCAAGGCGACGCUCACGCCUCCCGCAGAUGUCCGACGCUGUGUCCUCCAACGCUGACCAUCCAACGGCAGGAGAUGGCUGCCUUCUUCAGGCUAUUUGAUGAUGAUCUUAUUCAGGAUUUCCUCUGGAUGGAUUCUUGCUGUAAAAUCACAGACAAGUAUUUGCUGGCAAUGACAUUUGUCUACUUCAAAAGGGCCUGUUUCAGCCUUGUUGAACACAACAGGGCCAACUUUUUCAUAGCACUUUACCUGGCCAACACCAUGGAGGAGGAUGACGAGGAGGGCAAGUAUGAGAUCUUCCCCUGGGCGCUGGGCAAGAACUGGAGGAAGCAGUUCCCCGCUUUCCUGAAGCAGAGGGACAGGCUGUGGGCUCGCAUUGACUACAGGGCAGCCGUCAGUCGCCGCUGCUGUGAAGAGGUGAUGAACAUCGUGCCAUCCCACUUCAUCUGGCAGCGUGUGCGAGCGGAGCACCACAGCGGGGCCCAGCGCGUCUACCGUGACCGAGACGAGGUGCACCUCCCCCGCGGACCAACGGCCAGCCUCCCCAAACCCUGCUCCCUCUGCGCUAAAUAUGCCGUCCUCAACGCCUCCACCUCCUCUUCAUCCUCCUCUUCGUCUUCAUCCUCCUCGUCCCCCUGCUGUCUGUCCUCCAAUGACUGCUCCUCGGCCACCUCCACCUCCCCGCUCGCGUUCAGCUUGUCCAUCUCUCUGGAGAGCACGCCUCCUCCUCCCGCCUCCUCUCUGACGACUGCCGGCAAGACCAGGAGCUCAACCCGGCUCAGCAAGAGACCCAAGCGCCAGCGUCAGCCCUGCAUUUGCUGCUCCCAAGACCCCGCAGGGGGAGACGUGGCACGCGAGGGAGAGCAUGAUCACACCAUGGACUGGAUUGGUGAAGAAUGAAGAUUUCUUUGAAUAGCAUUUCAAUGUAUGCUCUGAUACAAAUUUGGUUGUGAAAAGUAUUUCACAUUGCCAUUUAAGGUCCCUAUAUUUAUUAUUUAUUUCUUUGUAUUUAUUUGUUUAGUAAAUAUAUCUUUUUGUAACAAAAACUAUUGAAAAUAUUCUUUGUUUUACACUUGGGCUAUGUAAAGUUUUUCAACCAGGUAAUGGGAGAAAACAAGCACCGUUUAAGUGUUAAAUUAUCAGAAAGUGUGCAUACAUUCCAAAUAUCCAAUUUAUUAUUUAUUAUUAAUUAUUAUAAUUCAAUAUAUAAUUACUGUUACUUGCUUAUUAUAUACUAUAUCGUUUUUUGUGACCCCAAACAUUUCAAACUCUGUUUCAAGUGCCUUGUUUGACUGUCAAGAAGGGGUUCAACGUUCUCUCACCAUCGGCUUGGUUUGGUGAGGGUCAUCUGUGUGUGCAGUGGAGAAUAUGUGAAUCUUUUGGCAGUGUUGCAUAUAUGUGUGUGUGCUCUGUUGACAUCUGCAUGUAGACAUACUACCAUCCCCAAUAAUGAAGAGGCUGAUGAUGCAGCCAAAUCCUGUGUGCUGUUGUUGCAGUUGUUUGUUGUUUUGAAAAACGUCUGGUCUGAUGCAAUAAAUACUUUGUGAAAAGUA
This is a messenger RNA of Engraulis encrasicolus (European anchovy), 1996 nucleotides long. It is a transcript of the gene spdya, whose product is annotated as speedy/RINGO cell cycle regulator family member A. Gene Ontology annotation, biological process: positive regulation of cyclin-dependent protein serine/threonine kinase activity. The transcript has 6 exons. Bases 282 to 1343 code for a protein of 353 amino acids. Lineage: Eukaryota; Metazoa; Chordata; Actinopteri; Clupeiformes; Engraulidae. Gene Ontology annotation, molecular function: protein kinase binding. The record is from RefSeq and is a predicted model, not a curated record.